Puntigrus tetrazona (Sumatra barb) is the source of this 763-nucleotide messenger RNA. It is a transcript of the gene mlx, whose product is annotated as MAX dimerization protein MLX. Gene Ontology annotation, biological process: regulation of transcription by RNA polymerase II. The record is from RefSeq and is a predicted model, not a curated record. Gene Ontology annotation, cellular component: nucleus. Gene Ontology annotation, molecular function: protein dimerization activity; DNA-binding transcription factor activity, RNA polymerase II-specific; RNA polymerase II cis-regulatory region sequence-specific DNA binding. NCBI's taxonomy places the organism in Eukaryota, Metazoa, Chordata, Actinopteri, Cypriniformes, Cyprinidae.
UCCAGUCAUUGUUUAUUUCAAAAUGACGGAAAACAGCGCGUCACCGGAGGAUCCCUGGCUCAAACAGACGGACGGCGCCUUCAGCGACAACGGCUUCGAUCACAGUUUCUUUGCCGAGAGUGCUCGCAAAGGAAGUUUGGUGUCAAGAGCCAACAGCAUUGGAUCCACAAGUGCCUCAUCAGUACCAAACACAGAUGAUGAAGACAGUGAUAACAGACAUGAGACGCCCUAUAAGGAGUCAUAUAAAGACCGGAGGAGAAGAGCGCACACACAGGCCGAGCAGAAACGCAGAGAUGCCAUCAAGAAAGGCUACGAUGACCUGCAGUCUAUAGUGCCUACAUGCCAGCAGCAGUCUGACUUCGCCAUGGCCACACAGAAGAUGAGUAAAGCUACAGUACUGCAGAAGACAAUCGACUACAUUCAGUUUCUCCACAAAGAAAAGAAGAAGCAGGAAGAGGAUGUUUCCACACUUAGGAAGGAGGUGAUGGCACUGAAAAUUAUGAAAACGAACUAUGAGCACAUUGUAAAGGCCCAUCAGAAUAACCCUCAGCAGGGCAGCGAGCAGGUUUCAGAUCAGGUGAAGUUCAGUGUGUUUCAGAGCAUCAUGGACUCUCUGUUCCAGUCCUUCAUUGCCUCAGUGUCAGUCAACAGCUUUCAGGAGCUCUCUGCCUGCGUCUUCAGCUGGAUCGAGGAGCACUGCAAGCCCCAGACGCUGAGAGAGUUUGUGGUGACCGUGCUGCAGCAAGUGAAUGGUCAGCUCUGA